Molecule: messenger RNA, 906 nt
Organism: Sphaeramia orbicularis (orbiculate cardinalfish)
Lineage: Eukaryota; Metazoa; Chordata; Actinopteri; Kurtiformes; Apogonidae
Gene: mia
Product: MIA SH3 domain containing
Exons: 4
Coding region: 240-626 (128 amino acids)
Biological process (GO): extracellular matrix organization
Molecular function (GO): protein binding
Source: RefSeq, a predicted model, not a curated record
AGAGGUCUGUCUAAUGAGGACCUCCUCCUCUUCCAGAAAUCCUGUUUACCUGCUAGAAGGGCUUGAAAGAAGCUCUGUGUGUGUGUGUGUAAGUAAGAGGAAGGGGGUAGGGAGAGUAAAGAAAGGGGCUACCAUCAUUACACCUUCUUCUCUGAGCAGACAAACACACAAAAGGGCAGCAAAAGACCCACAAGAAGAUCACUGAGUGUCAAAGAAGGCCUUCAGAUCAGUAAACAGACAUGUUCUACAGACUCCUACUCGCUCUUUCACUUUGGCUCCUGCUGCUGCCAUCUGAGGCUGGGAGGCAGAUGCCAAAGCUGUCUGACAAAAAACUCUGUGCUGACUCCGAAUGCAGCCACCCUAUUUUGAUAGCCCGUGCAGUGCAGGACUACUACCCUGGAGACUGCAGGUUCAUCCCCAUUAGACAGGGUCAGCUCGUCUACGUCUAUGCAAUGCUCAAAGACAGAGGGAACCUCUUCUGGGCUGGCAGUGUCCAGGACUCUUACUAUGGCCAGCAGGAGGCUCGUGUCGGUCACUUUCCCAGCAGUGUGGUGGAGGAGACACAUGCUCUCAUGCCAGCCUCCACUGAAGUCCAGACCACUAAAUGGGACUUCUACUGUUACUGAAGCGGCCUUUGAUGAUGAAGACAAUACUUUACUCUGCCAGCACUGACUGAUCGACGAUGCUUAUUGCUGCUUUGGUCAUUUAGGCUGCUGAUAAUCUACAAUAUAGAAUCUCUGUAUUACAAUAAAUAGCUCUAGAGCCUAAUUACAAAUCACAUCCAUAAGCUAACAUCAUAUUUCCCUGCUUAACUCUCUGUAUUAUAAUGCACCAUCUCUUGGGAUUAAUACGUAUCAGUCAGGCAUUUUCAAAUAAUAAACAGUAAAUAAAGAAGAAAUAUGUAAA